Trichophyton rubrum CBS 118892 is the source of this 1588-nucleotide messenger RNA. RefSeq names its product H/ACA ribonucleoprotein complex subunit 1. Gene Ontology annotation, molecular function: box H/ACA snoRNA binding. Lineage: Eukaryota; Fungi; Ascomycota; Eurotiomycetes; Onygenales; Arthrodermataceae. The record is from RefSeq and is a predicted model, not a curated record. Gene Ontology annotation, cellular component: box H/ACA snoRNP complex. Gene Ontology annotation, biological process: snoRNA guided rRNA pseudouridine synthesis; ribosome biogenesis. The transcript is spliced from 2 exons. Bases 1001 to 1588 code for a protein of 195 amino acids.
GAGCAGUGGGAGGACCGUGUGACAGGAGGCAUCCAUAUUGGCAUUCACAAGCUUCACCGAGAGCGUGGGCACUGGAAUGCCAGAACACUUCUCUACCCUCCACUGAGUCAAAGGGAAGAUAACGAAUGCGACAAUCCCUCUCAAGCGGGCGAUCCAAGUCCCAGAGCUCCUUUCCGUCAAGCUUAGCAAUAACCACGCUCGAGCUGAGCUCCUUGGGUAUAUCCUUCAGAAACGAGCCUGGAGUAGAGUGCCAUGCCUGCGCAAUAACCGUGGAUGGUGCACCAUCCCCCACUUCCAGCGUCACGGUGAUGUCGAACCGAGGCUUGUUCUUGAGUUCCUCCACUUUCUGCUUGUAUAGCUGGUCGAACAGCUCAUUUCGCUGUAUAAUGAAAUCUGGCAGCGGCCUCUCAGCGGCUGCAAAUUUGCCCUUUGGCUUGUCUGCUUUCUGCGGGGCAUCCUUCGAGGGGUUGCCAGCGUCCAUGGCUGCUGUGCGGUCGGGGAGGGCGGUGUCUUUGGUCGAAGCGCCUGCUGGAGCGCCAGUCUCACUCAUACUGCCUCUGUUAGCCCGCGCCGGUCAAUCUUUUCGAGUCCUGCUCCUGGUCUCGUGCUGUCUUCUCCUUGAUAUCGUCAAGCAACUAAACUGUGACUCUUGGAAUAUAGUGUAUAGAUAGGGGAGUUAGGGUGCCUCACGUGACACUGAGUCGACUAAUUUUAGCCGAGACUUUUUUUCGUUUCUUUUGACAAGCAGAUAUAAAAAAAAGUCUUCAAGAUAUCGGACGGCCGAUCAGCUCCAACGGCACCAGCGGACGUUUGUUAAGAAGAGAGAAAAGGGAAUUGCGCAAUGUCGUUUCGCGGGGCACCCAGAGGCCGUGGCACAGGCGCCAACCGUGGAGGGUUCGGAGCUCGCGGUGGUGAGUUGUGCGCUCCAUCAAUAUUACAUGCGUAACCAGUUCAAUUUAGCUGACAGCAAUUACCUUCUUGUGUCUAAGGCCGUGGAGGAAUGCAACAGUCGUUUGGGCCACCGGCUACCGUACUAGAGAUGGGGACCUUCAUGCACUCUUGCGAAGGAGAGAUGGUCUGCGAAUCGAUCAACCCCAAGAUUCCAUAUUUCAACGCCCCGAUAUAUCUGGAGAACAAGACACCAGUUGGAAAAGUUGAUGAAGUCCUAGGCCCGAUCAACCAAGUAUACUUUACCAUAAAGCCUCAGGAGGGAAUCGUCCCUACAUCUUUCAAGGCCGGUGACAAGUUCUACAUCGGAGGAGACAAACUAUUACCAUUGGAGAAGUAUGCGCCUGCGUUCUAUCUGAUGGCUGUUGAUAUAAUGCAAGCUCACACCUUACCUAGGUUCCUCCCCAAGCCCAAACCACCGCCAGGUGCACCAAAGCCAAAGAAGAUCGGAGGCGCAGGCCGUGGAGGCGCUGCGCGUGGUGGUAGAGGAGGAUUCUCCCGCGGCGGACGGGGCGGCGCUCCCCGGGGUCGUGGUGGUUUCUCCAGAGGCGGCGCGCGAGGUGGACGAGGUGGAAGCGGUGGAUUCUCCCGCGGAGGUGCUAGAGGAGGCUCACGAGGCGGAUUCCGUGGACGAGGCUAG